This is a messenger RNA of Lytechinus pictus (painted urchin), 4786 nucleotides long. Its product is annotated as eukaryotic translation initiation factor 3 subunit G-like. Bases 104 to 997 code for a protein of 297 amino acids. The transcript is spliced from 9 exons. Gene Ontology annotation, molecular function: translation initiation factor activity; RNA binding. NCBI's taxonomy places the organism in Eukaryota, Metazoa, Echinodermata, Echinoidea, Temnopleuroida, Toxopneustidae. The record is from RefSeq and is a predicted model, not a curated record. Gene Ontology annotation, cellular component: cytoplasm; eukaryotic translation initiation factor 3 complex.
CAUUUUGUACGCGCGCCGAAUACGUGUACUUACGCAAGUCACGCAUGUGUGUCAUAGCAGCUGUUCACUUUUACGAAAGUUGGCCUAGAAACAGUCUUCAAAUAUGCCCUCGGCCGAUACAUCUAAACCUAUUAGCUGGGCAGACCAAGUAGAGGAAGGAGAUUUGAGGAGUAUUCCACCUCCUGAAGAAUUGUUUGAAGGAGAUUUCAAGAAGUUGAUCGAGUACAAACGAGAUGAAGAUGGCAAAUUGAUAAAGAUCACACGCACAUUUAAGAUUGAGAAGAGGAAAGCCUCCAAGUCAGUAGCUCAACGAAAGCAAUGGGCAAAGUAUGGAAACUCAGCAAGUGAUCCUCCUGGUCCUAAUCCAAGUACUACUGCUAUUGUACACGAUGAAGUCUUCAUGAACUUUGUGUCAAGCAAAGAUAUUGAGAAGCAGCAGACUCCAGAGGACCAACUAGAGAAGCUCAAAGCCAAGCGUAUCAUGGUAUGCCGUGUGUGCAAGGGGGAGCAUUGGACCACAAAGUGUCCCUACAAGGAAUCCUUGGAACCGCUUCAACAGCAGCUUCUUAACAGUGGAGGGGAUUCCACAGGUGCACAGGAUGGAGAGGCCGGUAAUACCGGUACGGAAGGCUCUAAAGUUGGAUCAGGAACCGGUUCGGUGGGUAAAUACAUUCCACCUGGUGCAAGGGACGGAGGAAAGAGGAGAGGAGAAUCCAUGGGAGGAAACAAAAGAGAUGAAGCUGCUACCAUAAGAGUGACAAACCUGUCAGAAGACACGCAAGAGAGUGAUCUACAGACCCUAUUUAAACCGUUUGGUGCUAUUCAGAGAAUCUUCUUGGCUCAAUGUAAAAUCACCGGACAGUCUAAGGGUUUUGCUUUCAUCAAUUACUUUUUCCGGGAGAGUGCAGCCAAAGCCAUUGAAUGUUUGUCAGGUUAUGGAUAUGACCAUUUAAUCUUGAAGGUAGAAUGGGCCAAGCCAUCUGGACACCAGCACUGAGGAUCAAGUUGAACUGGUCAUCAAUGAUAUCAAAUUUAAUUCACACAAUAUUCUACAAGCAUGUCAGACAUGGUCAUUAUUGAACUUCAUCAGGAUUGGUGCCCCCCCCCCCUCCAUGAUAUUCAGGUCAUGAAAAAAGAAAAAAGAAAAGUGAGGUCUGAAAAAAACUCUGAACCAUAUAAAUCUAUGUUAUCCCUGUUAUUCCAUUACAAAAAAAAUGUCCUCUUUGAGUCAUCUUGCCCAACCCACCCCCCCCCCCCACCCUCAAUCAAAACACUCUGGUGCCACCCCUGAUAAUCAUGCAUGUGAUUGAUAAUGUUAUUUUCAAACUGACUACAAAUGAUGAUUUAUUGCAGUUAUUUUAAAGGGUCUAGAGAAGAGAUUUACUGAAGAAACGUAAUACUCAUCUGUUAACCCUAACUAGGCCGGGCUUUUUUGGCUGUUCUGUGGCCGGGGGGGGGGGGUUGAUUCAACCCCCCCCCUGAGAUCUCGGCCGUCGAUCGCGCAAGCGCCGCAAAAAAUUUGCACGCUGGUAGUGUGCGAUGUAAUCUACAAGGCUGUAUGGUAAAAUUGUCCAAAAUAAUGAGAUUUUAUUUUAUAUGAAUUAAUUAUGCUAAUUUAUGCAUAAAUCAUACUUUUGGCUCUAAUUCACUAAAUAAAGCUCCUAGAAUGCUAAUUUUUGGUAAAAAUAUUCUUUGUCGCAUUCUUAACAAUGGCAAUUGAAAAAAACUUCGGUUUGGAAAUCAAUUUCUUAUGUAUUUUAUUGUUUUAUGAAUUUCUUAUGUAUUACUUUGUUUUUCAACCUUUUGUUUUUCUUUGUUUUUUUCACCAGAUUUAUUGUACAACCUUUUUGAAGCAUAAUUAUGCUAAAAUCAAUUGCUUUCAGCUGUUUAAAGUAAAAAUAAUCAUAUCUUUAUGAAUAAGAUGAGAAAACUCAAUUUGCAUUGACUUUGUACACAAAAUCACGUUUUGGAACAAUUUUUGGUCUGACAUGCACUUACAAAAUGUUGCGUAAUUUCGAAACCGCGUACCCGGGCGUCGUAAAUUUUGCCUCAAAAGAUGCGCGAGACUUAAAAAUAUAAACUCUGCGAGUGGCGCGGUCAAAAAAUUUUGUGCGGCGAAAUGAUCGCAGAAAAUGUUGAGGGGGGGUUGAUUCAACCCCCCCCCCAGCCAUUUUAGGGUUAAUGCAGCAAAAGAUAAUCUGAAUGUUUAAAACUAAAAGAAACCAAAAUUGCAGAAAAUUGAUGUCUUGAGGGAUAAAAGUGCUAAUAAUGCAUUUCUUAUGGUACUUUUUGUAUUGCUUUAGUAUAUUUCUUCUCAAUAUUCUAUUUAUCAUUGUCUUAUUCUCCUGGUAUCAUAUACUCUAUAAUGUUCUUUUAUUUAAUGUAAUUUAAACAAUAUCAAAUUAGUUUUCUUAUUCAUAUUUGUCACUGGAGUUCUUAACACAACUUGCUAGAAAAUUCAAUACUCCUUGUUUUUCAAGCAUUUCAAGCAGAAAAACAAACAAACAUCUAAAAACUGAAAUGCAAAUUUGGAAUCUUUGCUAUUGUACCAUUUCAUCAUCUAUGUAGGUGUGACCCUAAAUUAUUACUCUUAAAUAUGAUGACCUUUCUUUUUCAUGACAUUUAUUAUGUUAUGAAUUAUUUUAUUUAAAGAUAAAUGCCAGUUGUAACGAUUUCAAACUUGAGUUCUUACAGAAUCCAGUAAAAUUACCUACCAAGUGUCUGCGUGCAUAAAUAAAAAUGAUUUCUGGAAGGAAUUGUUUAAUUGCUGAGAAAUAAGCAAAUUAAGAAUGGGAUUCAUUCCAAUUUCUGGGUCUUUUCCCCAGCGAUGAUAAUACACUGUCCCACAUGUACUUAUCUGUGUUGGUGAUCUACAGUGUGAUCGUUUUUCAGUUUAGAUUCAUUUAUUUCAUUAAGUUCAGUUUAUGUACAACUGUACCGGGUCUAGAUCUACAAUGAUAUAGUGAUAAUUAAUCUUCAUUGUACAGACUUUCACAUGAAAUCAGUGUUUACUGCAGCUACUUUCAUUUAUCUUUAAGCAUUUCCUUUUGUUUAGCUAUGUUUAUGUUAGCGGGUUUUCAGAUUGUGAGGAUAAGAAGAAUAUCUCAGUCCACUGAUCAUGUUUAUCAAUGUAGAAGAGAAAGAAAGCUAUAUUACAUAGUUAUCUUUACCUUAUUCCUUGGGAUAUAUUCAAAGUGCAAAAUUUGAUUUAGAACUCCACCCUUGGAAUUGAUAAAACCUGAAGUAAAUCCUGAAUAAUGCUAGUGAUACACAAGCAAAAACUAAAAUCCAGGGUGUGUUUUACUUUUACAAAGAUUUAAGGAUGAAUUGCACUUAAAUUCCAAGUUGCAUGUAAUAUAAAAGACGUCAUUGCAUUGGUCAAAUUAUAUGCUAAGAGGACACACAUUACUGUAUAUUAUAGAUUGCAUGUUAAAUGUUGAGUGUGUCGGCAUUUAAUCAUGACUCUAAGGGGGUGUUGCAGGAAACUUGCGAUCAAUUGCAGGUCUAUUUUCAGUCCCUAAAUCAAUCACAUGUCUUGCAAUUAAUCAUAAGGAGUGUAAUCUUAUUUGCUACAGCUGAAAUUGAUAUAUUGAUUGUAAAAUUGCAACAGAAUGUUUGCAAUUGGUCGCAAAUAUUUUCUUGCAACACCCCCUAAGUCACACUUACUCUUUUUAAAGGUAAAUUGCCACUUCGUCUACUGCCAACUCGUCCACUGACCACAUCGUCUACUUUCAUUUAGUCUAAUGCCAUUCUGUCUAUCAACAUUCUGUUUAACAACAAUUUGGUCCAAUCAUCACUUCGUCCAAUCACUAUUUCCUCUUUGACCAUUUUGUCUCAUAACCAGUUGGUCUAAUAUCCAUUUCAUUUUCAUUCAUUUUGCACAAUUUAACACUUAAGUCCAAUUAGACCAAAUGGUAUUUGAACUAAAUGGCAAUUGGACUAACUGGUUAUUAGACAGAAUGGCAUGAGACUUGAUGAAAGUAGACCAUGCGGUGAGUGGACAAACUGAUGGUAGACCAAAUGAUAGUAGACGAGUUGGCAAUUGGACGAAUUGGCAUUAGACGAAUUGGAAAUAAUCCUUUUGAAACACCCCCAUACCAGUGAAAGCUAUUGUGUUAUGAGCAAUGACACACCAAUUAGUUGGUCUGGAGUAAUGUUCCUUGAUAUGACUGUUGUUUCAGUGAAACCGGCUGGCUACUUGCUAUCCCAUUUAAGUACAUUUUUCAUCUUUAACUUCAGCCAUUUUGGCUGUGAGUUUAUUGGUCAGUACAAGCCACACGAAUGCUCAAAGGUGGUUUUGAAAAUUACGCUCAAUUCAGCGUGUAUGUUGAGAAAACGUCAAAUAGUGAAUGCACGCAUUUGCUGUGUGAUGCUAAAUUGAUGCUUGUCAAUAAGGUUACUUUAUCAAUGAGCCCAGUGUUACUAGAAUGGACUCCCUACAUUGAGUACAACUCAUAACAGUGGGCUCAAUAACCUUUAAUUGUGGGGAUGGUUAAUAAAAACCCCCUCCCCAGUAAAGAUCUGGUUUGAAGAAGCCCUGUUAAAAUAAGAUCAAUGCUAAUUAAUUAUACCUGCUGAGUAAAAAUUAUGCAUUCUAUAUUGAAUGCUCUCUCAUCAUAUGUGCUGAAUUGAGCCUAAUCAAUGCAUGAAGUCUGUAAACCAUGGUUUGAAAACCACCUUUGUGAAUAUGGGCCUUUAUCUCUAUCAAAGAAUUAUACCACACAUGUUUAAUACCAUUGUACGAAAAGUAAAAUUGUGCAUAAAUUAUAGCUCUUUGGAAAAUCAA